Molecule: messenger RNA, 1233 nt
Organism: Vicugna pacos (alpaca)
Lineage: Eukaryota; Metazoa; Chordata; Mammalia; Artiodactyla; Camelidae
Gene: CRELD2
Product: cysteine rich with EGF like domains 2
Molecular function (GO): calcium ion binding
Source: RefSeq, a predicted model, not a curated record
CGAAGCCACCAAGAAGCCGACGCCCUGCAAGCGCUGCCGGGAGCUGGUGGACAAGUUCAACCAGGGAAUGGUGGACACAGCAAAGAAGAACUUUGGCGGUGGAAACACAGCUUGGGAGGAAAAGACACUGUCCAAGUACGAGUUCAGCGAGGUCCGCCUCCUGGAGAUCGUGGAGGGCCUGUGUGGGAGCAGCGACUUCGAGUGCAACCAGCUGGUGGAGGAGCAUGAGGAGCAUCUGGAGGCCUGGUGGCUGCAGCUGAAGAAGAAGUAUCCUGACUUAUUUGAAUGGUUUUGUGUGAAAACACUGAAAGUUUGUUGUUCUCCAGGAACUUACGGGCCGAACUGCCUGGCAUGCCAAGGAGGGUCCGAGCGGCCCUGCAGUGGGAAUGGCCUCUGCAGUGGAGACGGCAGCAGACAGGGGGACGGGACCUGCCAGUGCCACCUGGGCUACCAGGGGCCACUGUGCACCGACUGCACAGCCGGGUACUUCAGCGCACUGAGGAACGCCACCCACAGCGUCUGCACAGCCUGUGACGAGUCGUGCAAGACGUGCACAGGCCCCACCAGCAGAGACUGCAGCCAGUGCGAGGCGGGCUGGGUGCAGGAGGACGGUGCCUGCGUGGACGUGGACGAGUGCGCGGCGGAGACGCCCCCCUGCGGCGACACGCAGUACUGCGAGAACGUCAGCGGCUCGUUCGUGUGCGAAGAGUGUGACCCCACCUGCGUGGGCUGCACGGGGAAGGGCCCCGGACACUGCAAAGAGUGCGUCCCCGGCUACGCUAAAGAGAGCGGCCAGUGCACAGACGUGGACGAGUGUGCGCACGCAGGGGGCGUCUGUCCCAGGAGGAAUGAGAACUGCUACAACACGCCCGGGAGCUUCGUCUGUGUGUGUCCCGAGGGCUUCGAGGAGGCCGAGGACGCCUGCAUGCAGCCGCGGCCCGCAAGGGAUGAAGCCACAGAAGAAAACCCCGCACCGCCGCCCUCCCGCGAAGACUUAUGACGCGCGCCCCGUGCAGGAAGCCGCACCUGCGCUCCGAGUUAUCAGACCGGUGCCCGACGGGCGGCCGCGGCGGCCCUGCACCCGGGGAACGGUCGGGCGGACGCUGCCGUUGAAGUGGUUGGUGCCUGUCUGGCCCUUUAAAAAUCUGCGUUCCUGGGUGAUUCUUCAAGAGAUUCGUAUAUUUUGAUACUGUUCUUUAUAAUAAAAUUGGCCGUUGCAGGUAGUCAGAACCA